UUGGUUCGCCAGUGUACUUGGUACUUGGUAGUCAGACGUCAGUUGCAGUUUGCCGGGUCACGCGCACGCCUGCGCCGCAUCGCCGUCCGGUCGAACAAUCGCUUUUCGUUUGAAUAUAAUAUUUAUAUUGUACAUCACACUGAUUUGCUAUCGUUUCGUUUUCUACACAAUACAAACAGACAAUCUGGUCGCAUAUUUAGCGAUUUCGUAGUCAAAAAUCCUACCUAUACUCUAUAGUACAAUAAUUUAUAUUAUGCAUACUUUUCCCGCCGGACGGUAACGUAAUAAUAAUAUUGUUAUCCGCAACUUCCCGCGCCGAGCAUUUUCCCUCAACACACUUUGUCAGUCGAGAUGGGUGACUGCGGCGAUGCUGAGGACGAGUUUGAAGACGCUCUGGAGGUGAUUCCGGCGCACUGUAAAAUGGACUUGAAUACGGCUUUAUCGGAUUCAAAAAUUGCUAUACAUUUGUUUUUUAACAAUAAAUUUGACGAGGCUCAACAUAUAUUGGAACCAUGGGUUGGAACGAGCAUGUAUCACACCAUUGGGAGAUCAAUUUUUCUGUUUCUAGAAGCUUUACUCACAUUUGAACAGGCGAGCAUACAGAAAGCGUCCGCGGCGCUGAAAUCCAGUAUCCGUUUGUGCAAUUCGUAUCGCAGAAAAACCACUCUGACGCAGUCCAUUGGGAACAUAAUGAAAAAGCCUAACUACGACUCGUACACGCCGGACGAGUUGCACGCCGAACUGUGUUUUGCAGAAGCGCUGUUACUCAAAGCGCUGUUGACAUUCAUCGAGGAUGAGACGUUAGUCAGUUUCAUCCGCGCUGGCAUUAAAAUACGAUCUUGCUACAAUUCGUACAAAGAAUGUAAUGUCAUACUUACCUCGCGCGAGUGGUCCGAAAACGAGAAGUCUUACAAAGAGCAUUUCGAGAGCGGAGUGCGCCUAGGUAUUGGGGCUUUUAAUCUGAUGAUUUCGUUACUGCCAUCGAAAAUAAUCAAACUACUGGAAUUCAUCGGGUUUUCCGGGAGCAAAGAACAGGGCCUUGGCGAACUUGAAUUGUGUUACCAGGUGCCACAUGGACUGCGGCACGUCCUGUGCGUGCUAACCAUGCUCACAUACCACCUGGUCGUGGUGUACGUUUUCAGUCAGGAGGAGGGUGAUUUGGAGUUUUGCGACGCAGCGCUGCGCCAACAGCUGACGCUGUAUCCCAACGGCGCGUGGUUCUUGUACUUUAAAGGACGCCUGGAGUUUAUGCGCGGUGACGUAGACGACGCGAUCAAGUGGUACACGGCUUCGGUGGAGUCCCAAGACUCGUGGCCGCAAUUCCAUCACAUAUGCUACUGGGAACUUUGCUGGGCCAAUUGCGUUGCCUUAAACUGGAAACGGGCAGAAACGUACGCGGCCAAAUUGGCCGAGCAGAGCAAGUGGUCACGCACUACAUACAACUACCAGCGCGCAUGCAUUAUGCUCAUGCGAGGAUACAAUUGUCUUUCCCGCGAUGAGCUCAAUACGGUCAACCAGCUAAUGGCCGACGUGCCCAAAUACAAACAGAGGAUUGCGGGAAAAUCGUUACCAAUGGAAAAAUUUGCCGUGAAGAGAUCUCAAAGGUUUACCAAUCAGAAUAACCGGCUGUUCAUGCCCGCCAUUGAAUUGCUGUACUUGUGGAACUUGUUCAACGUGUUCGGAAAACGAAAGUCAUUGUGCGACAAUUUGUACAGGCUCAUUGACAGAAACACAAAGGAUCUUGAAAAAAAUCCUGGGCAAUAUGGCAGCGAAUACGAGUAUGACAACAAGGCACUCGGGUGUCUGCUGAAAGGAGUGUGCCUGCGUAUUAUGAACAGCCCGCUGCAUGCAGAAGAGUGUCUCAAGUCCGUCGUGUCGAUGGAGAAAAAAAUCAAAGAGGACCGUUUCCUGGUGCCAUACGCGCACGUGGAGCUGGCAUUUUUGUACAAAUCCAAAGGCAACCUGGAUAAGGCGGCGUAUUACCUCGAAACGGCAAAAAAAAAUUACUCUGGUUAUUCGCUGGAGACGAGACUGCAUUUUCAAAUCCAUUGUGCUUGGGCCACGUUGAACGAGCGCAAAGCCAAAACUACAACGGACCUCAACGAUCUCGCGCCCGACAGUCAAUUCGAUGACAACCAAUGAGAAAACCAUAAUAUUACAUCUACCCUAUAUGAUUAUUAUUGUUAUUGUUGAACAUCAUCAUUCUCGGCUGAAAGUUCAUAUUUUAGUUGCGUUACGUUGUGCGAUAUAAUAUUAUAAUAUUACUGAUA
Messenger RNA from Acyrthosiphon pisum (pea aphid), 2270 nucleotides. RefSeq names its product tetratricopeptide repeat protein 39B. The coding region runs from base 352 to 2142 and encodes 596 amino acids. The record is from RefSeq and is a predicted model, not a curated record. The transcript is spliced from 14 exons. NCBI's taxonomy places the organism in Eukaryota, Metazoa, Arthropoda, Insecta, Hemiptera, Aphididae. Gene Ontology annotation, molecular function: protein binding.